Molecule: messenger RNA, 1795 nt
Organism: Camellia sinensis
Lineage: Eukaryota; Viridiplantae; Streptophyta; Magnoliopsida; Ericales; Theaceae
Gene: UBP3
Product: ubiquitin-specific protease 3
Biological process (GO): protein deubiquitination
Cellular component (GO): nucleus; cytosol
Molecular function (GO): cysteine-type deubiquitinase activity
Source: RefSeq, a predicted model, not a curated record
AAGAAAAGAUUUACGUAGCAAUUAUUAUUAUUAUUUCUUUUCUUCCCAGCAACGAUGCUUUCAUUUCAGUUUCACAUUCUUUCAUUUUUGAUUCUCCACCCAUCCUCAGACAAACCCUAGCAAAACAAUUCUCACAGCUAUAUAUACAUAUAUACGUAUAGACAGAGAGGCGUUUCGGAUGUGCUAAAAUGGGUGCUGCCGGCUCCAAACUCGAGAAAGCACUGGGCGACCAGUUCCCUGAAGGCGAGCGAUACUUCGGACUUGAGAAUUUCGGCAACACCUGCUACUGUAACAGCGUUUUACAGGCCCUCUAUUUCUGUGUUCCAUUUCGUGAGCAGCUGUUGGAAUAUUAUACAAAUAACAAAAAUCUUGCAGAUACAGAAGAAAAUCUAUUGACAUGUCUGGCAGAUUUAUUUACACAGGUGGUGUUGGACUGAGUCUCAUUGCUCGUGACUCUUCGUUGUCAACUUUCCCCAUCCAAAUAAGUUCACAAAAGAAGAAAACAGGUGUCAUUGCUCCAAAACGCUUUGUACAGAGAUUGAAGAAGCAAAAUGAAAUUUUCCGCAGCUAUAUGCACCAGGAUGCUCAUGAAUUUUUGAACUAUUUGCUGAAUGAACUUGUUGACAUAUUGGAAAAAGAGUCCCAUGCUGGAAAGAGUGAUCCAGAAACUUCAUCACCAUCUGAAAAGGUUGCAAAUGGGCCAAAGACUGUUCAUGCCAAUGGUGCUAAAAAAGAGCCUCUUGUCACUUGGGUGCACAAAAAUUUCCAGGGUAUACUCACAAAUGAAACAAGGUGCUUGUGGUGUGAGACGGUAACAGCAAGGGAUGAAACCUUUUUUGACUUGAGCCUUGAUAUUGAACAGAACAGUUCUAUAACAAGCUGCUUGAGAAACUUCAGUUCCACAGAGACUCUAAAUGCUGAAGACAAAUUCUUUUGUGAUAAGUGCUGCAGUUUGCAGGAGGCUCAGAAGAGAAUGAAGAUAAAAAAGCCACCUCACAUUCUGGUGAUCCAUCUAAAGCGGUUCAAAUAUAUCGAGCAGCUGGGCCGGUACAAGAAGUUGUCAUACCGUGUUGUAUUCCCGCUCGAGCUCAAGCUGAGCAAUACAAUGGAAGAUGCAGAUGCUGAGUAUUCCCUGUUUGCUGUAGUCGUUCAUGUUGGAAGUGGGCCUAACCAUGGACACUAUGUCAGCCUAGUGAAAAGUCAUAACCAUUGGUUGUUCUUUGACGAUGAAAACGUGGAGAUGAUUGACGAGUCUGUCGUGCAGACUUUCUUUGGUUCAGCACAGGAAUAUUCUAGUAAUACAGAUCAUGGGUACAUCUUGUUCUAUGAGAGACUUGCUCCAGGUAGCACAAGCUGAGAAGAGGUGAUUCGAUUGUGUCAAAAUUUUCUAUUUUAAACUCCUUUUCCUUCUGAUGUCUAUGUUUAUUAUCAUCUUUACCUUUUUUUUUUAACCUUAUAUCUUGUGGGAGGAGAUUCAUGUGUCUAGUCAGAGAAAUGUACACUUAGAUGGUUGCCAUGUACAGUGGAUGGUGGAAGCUUGCCAUCCUUUGUUUUUCCAACAAUAAGGUGAAAAAAAAAAAAAAGGGGAAAAAAAUUGUAGUGUAAAUGGUGAUGCGAGAAUUUCAGUCUUAGACGUUGAGAAUGUUAUAACUUGCAAUAGGAUGCAAAUGGGAUUCAAUUACUUGCAGAUAUUCUUCAUUGGCCUUCGUGAAAGGUGUUAUCAAUAUCAGGUUUUUGUAAUGUAUGUGGAUUUUGGUUAAUAUCUAAUAUAUUUACAUAGAGCUACUGUUUCGUA